AAGCGGCUCCUAGACGGAACCGGCUCGAGAACGCAGCCAUGGCUGCGGGCGUGCCCUGUGCGCUGGUCGCCAGCUGCUCCUCCACCUUCACCGGGGACCGUCUGGUCCAACAUAUCCUUGGAACAGAGGAUCUUAUUGCAGAAGUGACUUCCAGUGAUGCUGUGCGAUUUUAUCCCUGGACCAUUGAUAAUAAGUACUAUUCAGCAGAUAUCAAUCUGUGUGUGGUACCAAACAAAUUUCUCGUCACUGCAGAGAUUGCAGAGUCUGUCCAAGCAUUUGUGGUUUACUUUGACAGCACACAAAAAUCUGGUCUGGAUAGUGUCUCAUCGUGGCUUCCAUUGGCAGAAGCAUGGUUACCUGAGGUGAUGAUCUUGGUCUGUGAUAGAGUGUCUGAAAACGGCGUAAACCGACAGAAAGCACAGGAAUGGUGCAUCAAACAUGGCUUCGAAUUGGUAGAACUUAGUCCAGAGGAGUUGCCUGAGGAGGAUGAUGACUUUCCAGAAUCUACAGGAGUGAAGCGAAUUGUGCAAGCCUUGAAUGCGAAUGUCUGGUCCAAUGUGGUGAUGAAGAAUGAUAGGAACCAAGGCUUUAGCCUUCUCAGCUCAUUGGCUGGAGCAAACCGUACCACUGGGUCAGCAGAGAGCUGUCGCUCAGAGCAGCAGCCCCAUUUGCCAGCAGGAGAUAGGACUGAAUCUCUCUUGGAUCAUCGAGGUGGUGCAUCUAACACAGCAGAAACCCAGGUUGAUAGCAUUGUGGAUCCCAUGUUAGAUCUGGAUAUUCAAGAAUUAGCCAGUCUUACUACAGGAAGAGGAGAUUCGGAGAAUUUUGAAAGACUAUUUACAAAGUUAAAAGAAAUGAAAGACAAGGCUGCGACGCUUCCUCACGAGCAAAGAAAGUUGCAUGCAGAAAAGGUAGCCAAAGCAUUCUGGAUGGCAAUUGGGGGAGACAGAGAUGAAAUUGAAGGCCUUUCGUCUGAUGAAGAAAACUAAAUUAUUUGUACUGGGGUUUGACUAGCCGAAGUGCUAUAUAUAACUCUUUUUACGUGAGUUAAGGGGAUACUUUCCUACUCAACCCAGUUAUAUUUUGCUGAAAUUCCAAUCAUGUUGGCUACCUGGUGUGUUUAUAGGGCUCCCUUAAUUUAAUUUUUAGUAGUGGUUUCAGGAGAAAUCUUUCCUCCCUCAGUGUACUAUAAGGGAGUGAAGAGUAUAAUGACAAUGAGGAGUGGGAGUUUUUCAGAUAGACUUUUUGUUUUAGGGGUGAGGGUGGAAUGAGACUUAGAAGUCUGUGUAAUUUGUCCAAGUUAUAGAAGAAGAAGAAAAUCGCCAAGCCACUUCUAGUCGACCUUUUAAGUAGCAUUCCCUGCAUUCAAACUUGGUUAUCACACAUCCGGAGCUGUGUCAUCCUUCCGAGCGUUGUAGAUUUUCUGGCGACACUGUUGCUUUACUGCUAUCAAGGAACAUGCUGCUCUGAGCUAUGAUGCUUUUGAUGGGAAGAAAGGAGGCAGCUGCAGAUCUGAUUUACUCCAGUAUAGGUGGGGCCAAAGACAGGCCCUCGGGUUAGUCUCCAAAGUAUGCUUCUGGGCUUUUCAUUUGAAGAGUUAAGAGCUCAUGAUAGAAAUUACUGAAAAGCUAGUGUGAAUUUUUAGACUAUGGUAAAUGAGGCAAAGGUUUCUUACUCUGGUAGUGAUAAAACAAACUCUUCCACUGAAUUUUUGUAGUGCGUGUGUGUGUUUUAAGGGAGAGACAGAACCUUAAGGGAUUCCUCUAUGGACCAGAGAAACAGUAUGUGGUUGCAUACUGAGAUUUUUGUGUUGGCAUCAUCGUGAAGAAACUCUUAGAGGUCUUAGACCUUAGAGGUCUCCCCUGCUACUUGAGAUGUCAGAGCUGUGUUGUCACACUUUGUACCCUCAAAACAAGGCAAGAUUCUCCCUCUUUCUCUUUGAAAGCCAAACAGAGAACACUGCCAAACUAGUGACACUAAGGACUGAGAGCUGAGGAAGGGCCUGAAACAUGAGGCAGUGAAUUCCGGAGCACCUGGUUGACUUCUGGAGCUUGGUGACGCCUCGGUGCCCUCCCAGGUCUGCAGCCAUCAGGGAACACCUUUGUUCUUUAUCCUCUGAGAGGGCGAGGUCAUGCUGAGUGGGUCAGCCCCACCCAGGGAAACUGAUCACCAAAGAGAAGGUUCCCAGAGGAAGAGUGGAAAGUACAACAAAUUAAAACCCUUGUUUCUGUUGUUGUAGAUAGUUUUUAAACGCAUGUCAUUACCUUUCGCCGUGAUGAAUGCCGUGGCUGUACACCGGCACCUCGAACAGCAUGGGUGGUGCCAGCAUACAGGGUGACAGUGGGUUCUUGGCUGGUGUGGGCUAUGAACCUGUUCACACUGUGCAGGCAGAAGAAAGACAAGCUAAGUUACGAGAGCCAAGUUCCAUACCCCCUCCCAGCGCCCUCAUAUAAGCGCUGUAAACCGGAAGUAGGUGGCAGAGGAAUAUCCAGUGCCUGGCCAGGGCCACCACAGGGAGGAGAGGUUCCAGUAAUGGGAACAUUCGGGAAGAGGCAUUUCAGGGAACAUUGGAAGCUGUCUUGCUUGGUGAACUUUUUUUCUUCUUCUUUUUUUAUUGUUCUCUUGUUCUUUGAGACUAUAGUUCACCACCAUUGCAUCAGUAUUUCUUGACUGCAUUAGCCAUUGAUUGAGGAUGUAAGGAAAGUUGGCUCUGGGGUUGCAAGAUGAAAGAUGGAAUAUGUUUUUCUUAAAACAUGAAAGGUUUUGGAAACUAUGUUAGCCCACCUGGUUAGGGAAACAGACUAGAAAAAGCUGUGAACUUGAUUUUGUGGAUUAAACAAACCCAGGAGAUUAAAAUGUGAUUUAUUUAUAAAGUCUGCUAAUGUGUAUUAUGAUUUUGUUGUUUUUUUUUUUAGUGGGGGAUGUGAGUGAGGGAAACCCUCAUAUCCUUCACUGAAUUAGGCAUAAAUUCUGAAUAGUUAAGGGUUUGUCAAACUCACUGUUUUGGAAUCCACCACGCAUGUGUAUAAUGUCAAAUCACUUUCUUAAGACGUCAGCUAUCAGGGGAGGUCGGCCACUUCUCGGGCAUAUGUGGGACAGAGGUAUCCGACGGCCUGUGUUAGGAAGAGUGAUUACAAGCUAAUACUGCAGUAAAGUGCAGCCUCUCUGAGCUGACCUUUGUACAUGCCACUGCAAGUUAUUAUGGACCAUCCAACUGGGAUUUAAAAUAAGAGACUCAGCUUUUUUUUCUUUAACAUCUAUUUGCUUAACACAGUGUUUGGCACAUAGUAGGCCCUUAAUGUUGGUUGGGCAGUAUGGUUCGUAUUUGAUAGUUUGAUGGCUGUGAUCACAAAGUUUGAGGAUUGUAAGUGUUGGGAGGUAGGGAGAGACAAGAAUAAACGUUUUUUUUUCCUUCUGAGAAAAUCAUGUGUUAUGUAAUAAUUUUAGAAUGAUGAAGACAUAGAUAUUUUUAUAAUUUUAAAAUAUGCUAUCCUGCCAGAGUAUGAGAAGAUUGACAGAACCAGUUUGCUUGCUCUCUAUUUAUAGAACUUGGCCACGUCUGAUUCAGAGAAGCUAGAGAUUCAGGGAAGCUAGACUUAGAUGGCUGACUAAUAUGCGAUGUGGUUCAAGGACCAUAGAGCAUGUCAGGCCAUUCCUGCAAACUUCUUAUAACAGGUGAAACGUGACAUCUGGCUCAUGUCAUCUUCCCUCUGUCGAGAGGUGUGGACAGUUUUGCCUUGGUUUGUCAAAUUCCCUUCACCUUGGGCCAAACUCUUAACAAUAGACAUUGAGAGAGCACGUGGAGUGCCCCUUGCCCUGCCUUGGCCUGCCAUGGAAAAACGGUCUUGUAAGAAUCACUAUCUAAGGGUAAGAUGAGAGCCCCAUAAACUGUUCUGAGCUUGAGUGUUUGCUGAUGCAAAGCUAAAUUUAGCAGAUGGUCUGAUGUGGUCAGGGGUUCUGAUUCAUUGAGUUCUGAUUGAUGGAGACAGAGUCGUAGUGAAUGAUGAGUUAGGUUUGCCCUCCACCCCCCGCCUCCAAAUUUUUCAGACAGACAAGACAGUUCAGCUGUAGCAUCUUGUUAAAUGCCAAAUCUUACUAGAGGGCUACUGGUGGAAAAAGUGUGAAAAAUCUGGUUCAGUGCACUGAACCUCAUCCCACCCCAGUGGGGGUCUGACACCACCACACCAGCAUGAACUUCCCCGUUAUUUGUGUGCCUCAUAGAAGCAUAAUGGGAAUGUGCAGGACACAGUUCUAGCUUUUGAUUUAGAUUUCACUCAGGGUUUAGUUGAGGAUUCAUCCUGGCACCUUUGGCUUGUAAACUCUUUCAGACAAGGUCUUAGAGAUUCUUCAUGUUUCAUAUUUUGACUAUUACCUACACCCAUUAAUAACAUCACAGGCCAUGCUCCUAAUGUAGAUCUCUUCCCUCAAGUGUGCAUACUGCAGUUAUUCUCCUGCAUAAAGUGUCUUACUUGGUUCUGAGUGUUUCUCUGCUCUGUGAAGAAUUAACAGGAGGUCAUAGCAGCAGUACAGGCUUUUUGUUGGAGCACUACUGAGCCCCAGCACUUAAUGAUUUACAGUUCUACUUUGUUUCCUAUUGGAAAAAUAUUGAUUCAAAACCUGGACCUAAUGGUUAUUACUGCAUCUUUGGAACACAGGCUUGGAAAAAAAGAAAAAAAAAUCUAUGUGUGCUUUUAUGUGUAUCUGGGUGCAUCUGUUAAUAGGCCCAAACCCUCCCUCUCCACAACUACAAAACUUGGAGGCAUAA
Messenger RNA from Trichechus manatus latirostris (Florida manatee), 4765 nucleotides. RefSeq names its product alpha and gamma adaptin binding protein (gene AAGAB). The transcript has 10 exons. The record is from RefSeq and is a predicted model, not a curated record. Lineage: Eukaryota; Metazoa; Chordata; Mammalia; Sirenia; Trichechidae. Bases 39 to 989 code for a protein of 316 amino acids.